CACCCUUGUUCUUGCCACAGUGGUUGCAACCGUUUGAUUUCCGUGAUCUUUUUUCUUCCUUUGCUCCCUUUGUUUCCUUUGCACGACCAAAACGUCCUCUUUCUUUUUCUCCACUAUUACAAACCGCCAUGACAGCUGCAGCAUCUCGAAAACGAAAUCGAUCACCGGUUCCUGAAAGUGCACACACGAUCCGUGAUUAUAAACGGGCCCGUCCGCAAGAAGUGCUCACUAGUCUCACUACCAUUCUAGAAGACAUCAAAUCCACCCCUUCCUCAGCAGAGAUCUCUUCAGAUAAACUCGAAACGCUGAAACACCUGUUACUUCACAUUGAACACUUGGCAUCCGAUGAAACCAACAUGGAAGCAAAGCAAAUGAGAGAUGAAAGCGAUCGAUGUCUCGAAAAUUGGUUUGGCGAUUUACUAGAGCAAUGUGAAGCCGAUGGAUUUACCGAGUGGGAUUUAGCCUAUGAGGAUGACGAAGACGAUAUUGACCUGCUGGCUUUGGCAUUAGCCUGGGAAGAUUCACAGCAAGACGCUCAAGGUGAAGAUCACCAAGACGACGAAGAAGACGAAGACGAAGAAAUCAUCAUUGUAGACGACGAUGAUCUUGGUGUACCAGGACAAGCCCAGCUUAUGUAUGCCUCAUCAUAGUAUCAAUAAGGAAACAGCCCGAAACUCCCUUUGGUUCCGUCCUCUCACAUAGCCUUAAAACUUUCCCUUUUUACUUCACACCUUUUUUUUCUUUUUUCGUGACCAAACC
Messenger RNA from Radiomyces spectabilis, 759 nucleotides. RefSeq lists its product as uncharacterized. The transcript has a single exon. The coding region runs from base 129 to 650 and encodes 173 amino acids. The record is from RefSeq and is a predicted model, not a curated record. NCBI's taxonomy places the organism in Eukaryota, Fungi, Mucoromycota, Mucoromycetes, Mucorales, Radiomycetaceae.